AUGGCCAAAUUAAGAUCCGAGGGUAAAAUUGUACUGGUUGUAGCUACAUCAGGAAUUGAUGCAUUGCUGCUAUCUAGUGGAAGAAUAGCACAUUCACGUUUUCGAAUUCCUUUAGAUAUCACUGAGGAAAGUACAUGUGAUAUCAAAAAGGGGACACAAUUGGCAAAACUACUCAAGCAAACAACUUUGAUUAUUUGGGAUAAAGCACCCAUGGCAAAUAGGUAUUGCUUUAAAGCUCUUGACAGAACUUUGAAAGAUAUUUUGUCUAAAAAAGUUCGAUCAAAUACAGAUAGAAUAUUUAGAGGCCUCACUAUUGCCUUGGGUGAUGAUUUUAGACAAAUUCUACCAGUUAUACCAAAAAGGAAAAAACCUGACAUAAUCCAAGCUUGUUUAUCAUCAUCUACCCUUUGGAAACAUGUAACAGUGUUGAGACUUACAGAGAACAUGAGAUUGAAGACAAACUUGAUAAACCCAACAGAAUUGGAUAAUUUGAAGACUUUUGACAAAUGUUUACUUGAUAUUGGAGAAGGAAUGGACGUUGCAGAAGAUGAGAGUUGCAUCGAAAUACUUGAAGACUUGAAAAUCGUCAACAUAAUAGUCAUGAAGAAACAAUUAUGA
Molecule: messenger RNA, 618 nt
Organism: Pistacia vera
Lineage: Eukaryota; Viridiplantae; Streptophyta; Magnoliopsida; Sapindales; Anacardiaceae
Exons: 1
Coding region: 1-618 (205 amino acids)
Biological process (GO): DNA repair; telomere maintenance
Molecular function (GO): DNA helicase activity
Source: RefSeq, a predicted model, not a curated record